Messenger RNA from Clupea harengus (Atlantic herring), 4142 nucleotides. RefSeq names its product raftlin family member 2 (gene rftn2). The record is from RefSeq and is a predicted model, not a curated record. Lineage: Eukaryota; Metazoa; Chordata; Actinopteri; Clupeiformes; Clupeidae.
CCAGAUAUAUAAUACAUAUAAUAAUAAUAAGUUAUAAGAAGAUAUAUAAUAACAUAGAUGCCUAUUUUUAAAGGCAAUAUUUAUUAGAUUAUCCAUCCCACUAAAACUCAACCACCUACCUCAUUCCAAGCAUAUACCAAACAGGAAAGAGGAAGGGGGGAGAGAGGAACAAAACAGGGGGAGACAGGGGGGGCUUCCAGAGACCCCCAAUACCAGUGUGCUUGUGAUAUCAAAAUAAAAGAUUAAAAAGAAACUGAAAUACAGGUAACAGAUUAUCUUGUGCAAUUAUUUAAACCUGCUUUUCUAACCUGUUACACCUACUCAUAAUAUACCAAUACAUGUACCAAAAUAAUGUAUACAUAUACUACAACCAGACUUUAUUUGACAUGAAAGAUUUGGAGAAGCUUACUAUUUUUUUCCGUUUCUAUCAUGUAAACAGAUUUAUUGGAACUACAAUAUUUAGAAUAUUAGACGUCGAAAUAUCAGUAUUUCUGACCCAAUUCCCAAAUUCCUGGAAAAUCUACCUGUUCCGCAUCCCACAGCUACUGGAUAUAGCAUUUCAGAAACAGACCAAGGGCGAUGGGCACUAAUGUUUUUCUCCCCAAAUUGCCCUCCCACGUCCCUCCCAUUUCACUCCCACUGUGAGCGCCACGCUUUCUCCUCCUAGACAACAGCCCGAAUUCGGCUUCUUUUUCAACAUUCGGAGGUUUAGGUUCCCUCUGUUGAAACAGGAUUCAUAUUCUUUUUUUAACCUCCUGUAGAUUACUCAUCACAACUCACUGAAGAAAGGGGGCUCGUAGCCUAGUUCUCUUUAUAGGCAGAAAAAAUGCAUUGCUAAGUUCAGCAGUAAGUUUGCACGUUUUGAAGCGGCACGUCCUCUGUUUUGCGAGGGUCGCCCUUUCGUUUUUCCGAAUUUGUUUGAUGCUUAGUAGGAACAGCUACAGCCUCCGUCAAAGUUGUGGCAGCUGUCUGGUGUCGUGCCACCAGCCCCACGGAUUAAGUCACCAUAGCAAGGGAUGGAGAAACUAUACCGUUAGCCCCUCAUAUCAGAGAAGUGUGUGAAUGUGUGGCGGAACGGGUCUUCCCUGUGUUCGGCCUUCUGUGAGCUGGAUCUACUGCCACAAUGGGAUGCGGCUUACGGAAACUUGAAGAUCCGGAGGAUAGCAGCCCAGGGAAGAUUUACUCCACUUUAAAACGACCGCAAGUGGAGACUAAAACUGACAUCGUUUACGACUAUGUAUUGCUGGACUUCAGUUUAGAAGGCAGUCGACCCACAGUGCAGUACGUGUCCUCCCUGUGUGAGCUGCCACAGGCCCUGCUGCCCUACUACACCCAGGGCUAUGUGCUGGCAGCCCUCCACCCCAUCAUCCUCUCCGUCGGCCGCACCAGGGCUCUCCCCCUCAGCCUGCUCUACAGAGCCAUUCUGACUCGCCCCAGACCAAGUAAGCAUGCGGUGCCCAUGUGCCACAGUGUGCCCGUGCUAAGGGUAGAGGAGUGGCCUCUGCCAGGAGACCACCUGACCGGUGACACCGUCAGAGCACUCAUCGACAGGGUGAACAGUAGUGCGAGAGGAGGGGUGCGAUUCGUUGCCUCCGUGAUUCAGCAGGCUGGAGGGGGCAGCGGUAGCCGGGUGUCCAGCCCCACAAGGGGAUGCCGCUCCCCGCCCAGGACCCCUCCACGUACCCCACCUGGGGAGAGGGACCUGGAGAAUGGAGGAUGCAGUCCAGAUUUGAGGCUUAUGGUGCUGUUCCACUCCUGGGCUGCUGGAUGUACCCCGCUGGAUGCCCAGGGGUGCUGUUACCACCAGGGGGCACUCUCCAUGCGGGUGUCCAGGAAGGGCCAGGUGGUCAGCGCCUUGGAAGCUGAUUGGCUGGAGCUGACUGCCGCCUACUAUCGCAAGGGCUGGUCAUUGGUCGACUCGUUUGUGUACUGGGACACGCCCAAAGGUGAGCCUGUUCCCAGGUCUUUAGAAGGGCUCUUUGUAUAUGAGGAACGCAGCAUGGCCCCUCCUGCCAAUGACACCAUUGUGGUGGAGCAGUGGACUGUGAUUGAGGCCUCGAAUGUGAAGACCGACUAUGGGCCGCUGCUUCACACACUGUCAGAGUUUGGCUGGCUGCUCACAUGUGUGCUGCCUACACCUAUUAUCCGCCAUGACAGCGAUGGGAAUUUGGCCACAAAGCAAGUUGUGUUCCUUCAAAGACCAGUUAGGACUCCUUCGGUACAGCAACAGAACCAGGCUGCAUCCUCACGUAGUGAGGUAUCCAAUCGGUCUGUGAGUCGCGGUGUGGGCAGCCCUCAGACAGAAGAGCUGUCGCCAUGUUCGGGGGGCAUCGGGGGGUUUCCUGUGUUUGGGGGCGGUGGCUACUCCAGCGCCCUCUCCCACCUGGAGGAGGGCGGCUUCGAACAGGACGACGGAGCGGCUGAGGUCACGUGCAUGUGACCAACCCCCCACUCGACAAACCCAGUCUCCUGGCCCUGACGGGCUGAUUUUUGCCCUCAUACUUCCUUGUUUGAUGACCUCUGACCUUAAAUGACUGACUGGGUGGAUGAAGGAGGACACUUGUAGGCUGCUCAUUUUGGCCAUGUUUUGCAAGCCAAUGUGCAGUCAAAUGGAGGGAGUCGAAUAUGGACAGCCCCUGGAAAAGAAAUUGGGAUUUGUAAAAUGUGAGGGCCCCCUAACCCCUUCCUAACAAAGCAUAUUUUAGAAUCACUUCUAGCACUUUUUAUUAUGAAGCCAUACUUACCAGUAGAAGUAUUUAUACGUUAUCAUGGUCAUCUCAGUGUUUUUAUUUUAUUUUUGUUGGACAGGCCGGCAUAACUAAAAAGGAAGGGGAAAAAAUACACAAGUACCCAACUGUUUAUUUUGACAGUUUCACCCAGUCUAAAUUCUCACAUUUUCUCACUCACACCGAAAGAGCACCAGGUGUCCACUGGAAGCCUAGGGGAAAGACACAGGAAAAUGUUAGACUCAGAUUCAACUUGGGAUGGGAUGGAUCUAAAUAUUUUAAACCUUUCCCCCUAACUUCAUAAUCUUAUCCCCCCCCCCUCCCCCAACACCUUCUUGUCACCUGUGUCUUUUAAUUUACAUUUUCCACCAAAACUUUUAUUUGUUCUACAUAACUUCAGGUCACAACACAACCUUGCUCUGGCACUCACUCACUCACACACACAGCAAAACAGAGGAAAAACGAACUUUUUUCAUAUCCUGUUAGCAGUCAUCGGCAGGAUGUAAACAUUUAUCAGGUGUGUAAAUCCUAAGGUGCUUCUGACAGUACUGAGAUUGUCCAGACCUCAGUUAUAACACUGAACACCAUUAUCUUCUUUUUGAAACACUUGAGUUUCGACCGGGGGUUCACAGUUCACAGUUCACACUUCCUGCAAGUAGGUGUGUGUGUGUGCGUUUGUUAUCUUUUCAUACUCAGAUGUGUAAAUGGCUGGUGUGACCAGUACUAGAACUGCUGUGACUGUCGCAAACCCUUAAACGUUUGCACUGGCAAACCCACAUUUGCCAGAUAAAAUAAAUGGUGCUCCUUUUCCAACCUUUCCCACAGGUUGUCUCCGUCAGCUUCGUUUCAUGUUUGUUCUGACAAUCAUCUUAAAAAUGGAAGGUACCAAUAUAAACUGUUCAUUUUAAUAGUGACAGCAGCUGCUGAUUUUUAUUUUCAUGUCUGUUUAUUUUCAGGAGAUUUGACAUAUCAGACCAUGCUAAGCCAUUUACCUUAUCACAUAUCACACAUAAGAUGUGCAGAAGAGCUCUUAUGAGUUAUCCAUUUGUGUGCGUUUUUUUUCUUUCCUUUUACACUUUACAGAUCUAAAUGAUAAGAGGGCUAUGUCAAUGGUUUUAACUAUUUUAAAUCACCUUUACCUUUAGUCGAGUAGUCCUGCACAUUCAGACAAAUCCACUUCUCUAAGUGUUGCUUGUGACCUAUUUUUUAUUUUAUUUUUUCAAAUGCUUAUACUAGAACCUCAUGCUGCUGUAUAUUACAAGUAACCCAUGAAAAUAUUUUGUCUUAUUUUAUAAUUGACAGAUUUUUUAAGAUGGUGAAUGCCAUUAAUGACAGUAUUACCAACCUGCUGCAGUAUUUCAAUUUCAACAUUGUAAAUUCUGUUGGUGUUUAUAUCAUUAAAAUAGCUAUUUCCCA